Molecule: messenger RNA, 2025 nt
Organism: Cladophialophora psammophila CBS 110553
Lineage: Eukaryota; Fungi; Ascomycota; Eurotiomycetes; Chaetothyriales; Herpotrichiellaceae
Exons: 2
Coding region: 1-2025 (674 amino acids)
Source: RefSeq, a predicted model, not a curated record
AUGGACGGAGGUCAUCUCUUCCAGGCAAUCAAUACGACCACCACCACUGGCAUAUGCAUUCCUGAAGAGGCGUCAUGGAACCUCAACAGUGACCUGCACCAUCCAGAUAUUGUCAACUCCUAUCCACCUACCAUAGAGCUUGAUGGCGGCCCGGUCCAAGUGGACUUCGACAGUCUGGCUACAUUCCUGAAUGAUCAUCGUUCCCUUGAUGAUAACCUGCACGAUGAUAGUGAUGAACACCAUUGUGUCUCGUGGGGGAGGUUGGGAGCUCUCGACGGCACAGAGAGAAUUAGUCCAGUUGUCGCCAAUCACGUCCCUUCAACUCAGUCACAGGCCCAUCCGUCAUUGAUUCCUCCCCCGACUCUUAAAACUCGAAACCGCCCUCAUCCUCAGGCUUCCCCUUCAACUAAGAGGUCAAAACCGUGUCUUGGCUGCAGAGUUGACAAGGGCAAUCGUGCUUGUUCCGGAUCACCGUGGUGUGAGAGAUGCCAGCACAAAACCGGUCUGCAAGCACCACCCGCCAGUCCAAAUAUUAUUCCCUAUUUGGAUUGGAGUCGAUGGCAUAACUUCUGCCAAGCAGUUCAGCAAAGUCUCCCCAAGCUGUCCGAAGACGUGACAAUCAUCUCCCGAGCUUCCGGACCCCAACCCCAGUCGAUCAUUCUAGAACUCGACCUCGAGGACAGAUGUUCUAGGAGAAGCUUUCAAUUGACACAUGUCGUCGCGCUCGAUCUCAGAUUCGCCGACGGCACGUGGCCAAGGGCACCUGUAAUCACCAAGGAACAAUUUGACCUGUUCAUCAUGGAAGCCAUGUGGGGGAGAUUGUAUACAGUCAGAGACGCCGAAAGUUUUUCCAACCAGGAGCAGGACUUAUUCUCCAAGAUCAAGCUCCUUUUGGGCUAUUCCAAAUUGCUUCGGAGCUUUAACUCUAUCUGGAUCAUCAGUCGCGCCUUCGUUGACGACGCACUAAGCCUGUUUGUGGCAGCUGAGCUCGAAUAUUUUCUAGCAUUCCGUGUCAACAUGUUGUUCACAGAGUUAUUGGGAAUGUGGCCCGCUAUCGAUUCGGAUGCUGUCACCGGACAACGUCAGGCCGUCCUUUUCUAUGGCCUCGAAGCGUAUCUUCUUUGGUUGGAGAAUGACCUCAACGAAUGUUUCAAACGGGUGCACGAUAAUAUUCUGGUGCAAACAUGUGGCCUUCCCACACCGCAGAGAAUACAGGUUGUACCACAUCUCGUGGAAUUUGCUCGCGCACGGGACAAGGAUCUCUCGAAACACCUGCUGGUGAGCGUGCAAAGACACCCGAGUUCCAUCGUUGGGUUCGUGCCGUUUCCGCUGAUUCAUUCAAGGGGCGAGGUGCGCUCUGCUUUGGAUCUAUUGGUAGAAUCGCGUAGAGAAAUUAUCUCCGGAAUCAUCAAAGGCUCCGUUAAACCCAGAGAACGACACCCAAAAUACUUGGUGACAGUGGACAACAAACUGGUCGAGUAUAGGGAUUUAACCGACCUUGGAUACGGGACACACGAUGGGACCAAGAACAGCAACAGCUCCACGGGUGGUCCAACGGAGACAGCACAGUUUCUAAUCGAACAGCACCCGGAUCCGCUGCAAGCUGUUCGACCUGGGGGCUCCACGUUCACCACUGUUGGCGACGAUUUCAUUUUGGAGUCAGAAACAGGGUCAGGCAUCGGCCCUCAGGGGCCCAAUGUCACUGUGAGUAUGCUAAGCCCAGAAGAGCUGGCCAGGAUCAGCGUUCCCAUUCCUCCUCCAGGCUCAGUCGGUUUCUGCGACUCCUGGGGGCAGCCAAUAUCUGACUUACAGCUUUGGAACUUUCGGCCCUCCACCUCUGACCUCCCGGAGACCGCUAAUGACAAUGAUGACGUCGAUGAAAAUCUGUCGGAUACUUCCCGAGUGUCCCAGCAAGACGAGAUCCCCCUGAAAUUCAAUGCAGUUCUGAACGCAAUGAUUGCGAGGGCCUAUUCCAACGUCCUGUUAGCAGAACAACCUGAGCGGGAUCAUCAUCAGCAGAAUUGA